Molecule: messenger RNA, 1560 nt
Organism: Miscanthus lutarioriparius
Lineage: Eukaryota; Viridiplantae; Streptophyta; Magnoliopsida; Poales; Poaceae
Source: the annotation of a GenBank genome assembly
AUGGCGUACGGCUCCUUCCUCCUCUUGUCCACCGCCGGCGCCACCUACACCUUCGCCAUCUACUCCAAGGACAUCAAGUCGACGCUGGGGUACACGCAGGAGCAGCUCAACACCGUCGGCUUCUUCAAGGACGUGGGCGGCAACAUCGGCAUCCACGCAGGCCUCAUCGCCGAGCUCGCCCCGCCCUGGCUCGUCCUCGCCGUCGGUGCCGCCGUGAGCCUCGGCGGCUACCUCAUGCUCUACCUCUCCGUCACAGGCCGCGCCCGCCCCGCCCCGCCGCUCUGGCUCGUCUGCCUCUACAUCGCUGUCGGCGCCAACUCCCAGGCCUUCGCCAACACCGGCGCGCUCGUCACCUGCGUCAAGAACUUCCCCGAGAGCCGCGGCGUCAUGCUCGGCCUCCUCAAGGGCUUCGUCGGCCUCAGCGGCGCCAUCUUAACCCAGCUCUACCUCGCCUUCUACGGCUCCGGAGGCGGCGGCGGCGACAGCAGGCCCCUCAUCCUCCUCGUCGGCUGGCUCCCUGACGCCGUCUACGUCGCUUUCCUCGCCACCAUACGGGUCAUACGCGCGCCGCGGUCUCCCGUUGCUGCACGCCGGGAGUACCGCGCCUUCUGCGCCUUCCUCUACGUGUCACUCGCGCUCGCCGACUACCUCCUGGUCGCCAUCGUCCUGCAGAAGCGGUUCCAGUUCACACGGGCAGAGUACGCCGCCAGCGCCGCCGUCGUGUUCCUCAUGCUGCUGCUUCCGCUCGGAAUCGUCCUGCGCGAGGAGACCGCGCUGUUCAAGUCCAACAUCACCAACGCGCCAGCUGAAGAGCAAGCUGCAGAAAUGCCGGCUCUGCCCGCGGCGACCGCCGCCACGAAGCAGCAGCCAUCACCAGCACCAGCGAUGGAGGGCCAAAGGUUGCUGCUUUCGCUGGGGCCGCCGCCGCGCGGCGAGGACUACACGAUCCUGCAGGCGCUGGUGAGCAUGGACAUGCUGCUGCUGUUCACGGCGUCGUUGUUCGGCAUAGGCGGCAUGCUGACGGCGAUCGACAACAUGGGCCAGAUCGGCGAGUCGCUGGGGUACCCGCGGCGGAGCGCUGCCACCUUCGUCUCCCUCAUCAGCAUCUGGAACUACCUCGGCCGCGUCGCCGCAGGAUUCGCAUCGGAGGCCCUGCUGUCCCGGCACCGCCUCCCGCGGCCGCUCAUCCUGGCCGGCGUGCUCCUGCUCAGCGUGCUGGGCCACCUGCUGAUCGCGUUCGGCGUGCCCGGGUCGCUGUACGUGGCGUCGGUGGUGAUCGGGUUCUGCUUGGGCGCCGCAAAGCCGCUCAUCCUCGCCAGCGUGUCGGAGCUGUUCGGUCUCAGGUACUACACCACCAUGUGCAACUUCUGCGGCACGGCCACCCCCCUGGGGACGUACGUCCUCAACGUCCGCGUCGCCGGCCGCAUGUACGACCGGGAGGCGGCAUGGCAGCAGGGCGCGGUGGCCGCGCUGGCGGGGAAGGGGGUCACGUGCACUGGCGUCCGGUGCUACAGGGAGUCUUGGUCAUCACCGCGGUCACCGUGGCCGCGGCGGUGGUGA